CUUUUAGCCGUUCUAUGUUAUUUUUAUGGAGCAGCGGAAAGUACUUUAUUUGCACACUGCUAAGUUAGUUAGUUAACUCAGAAAACAUGUCUUUGGAAACGCAUAUUAGGGAGUGUUGUGCCGGUCUUACAUCUGACCGAGUGACAGAACGUAAGAAAAGUGCAGAUACUUUGAAAACAUUUCUUUCGGGAGAUGCUGCGCCUUCUCUGCUGGUUGAAAAUACUGUGCGGAAACGAGGAUUUAGUUGGGAUGAUCUCUAUGAACAUGUGCAGGAUUAUAUCUUAAAGGAAAUGGAAAACUAUGAAAAAUCUAAAACUUUUGAAAAUGUUACAAAACCACUGGCUUCAAGUUUACUACAUAUGACUGUUGCUGGAUCUAUUAAAGGAGGCAGAGGACACAUAAAAUGUGAGAAAAUCACAAAUUCCUGUCUUUUUAUAUUAAAAAAUCACAGGCUAACUAAAGGAAUUGGAGAUGCAUACUUAAAUUUACUCUACAAAUAUGUUAUUUCAAAUGACUAUUAUGUGGGUUUCAUAUCUCAACAAACUUGGGAAGAAUUGCUGGAAGUUUGUUUGUCAGCCAGUGGCUCAAGUUACUCAAAGCUUGAUUUAUACACAAAACUACGUUUGGUGUGUAUUCUAAUGUUAAAUGGCAGUAAAUGCUGCCAGUUCACGAACCCUCUGAGGGACUCUUUGCCACAGUUACAAAAGCUAUUUCUGAACCCUACUAUGGACAAAAAAGUGCAAGAAGUCACCAUAGAAAUAAUGCUGCUCUUAGUGCAAAAGCUUUCAACAGAGUAUCGACUAGCAAUGUGCGAAUUCACAGAAGGAAUUUUAGGAAUGAUCCUUUCUUUUUACGAUCAGAAUUUGGACAAGAAAAAGUCACUGCUUUUCAAAUUAUUGCAUAUGACUGUUAUGUUGCAUCACCCACAAGGUAAAUUGCAAGCAGAGGAUGGCAGCCUGGCAUACAAUUGGAAUAAUUGGAACAAACAUUUGUUCAGCAUAACAGAAAUUAUACAUUUAGAAGUAAAAGUAAUGCAGAAGUCUUCUGUUACAAAAUUUCGGAUUAAAGAUGGUGAUGUGAAGGAUUGUCGCCAUUUCUACAGCCUGGCAGCAUCUGUAUUUUACCAGAUUUUUAAUGGUUGCGUCGUGAGAAACCAAAAUGAAGACGGCAGUAAUGCAAGCAAACGCCAAAAGCUGUCUGCUUGCCAAAACAAAGAUUUCUCCGAUCUUGUUGAAGAGCUUCGACAAAAUCAAGUAUCAUGGCUGGGUAUAAUAGCAGAGUACAUCAAACAAUACGGCGGCCUGACCCCAGCUGCGCAGUACCCGGCACUGCUGCGGGUACUAGACGGGUACAUAUCCAGCACAAACCCGGGGAAGGACUGGCCACUGUUUGAGGAGCUGUCGUGCAAUGUGCUGACACUGUUGACCGCGCAGACCGAGCUGGAACGCGCGCGUUAUGACGCUGUUUGCUUGUCGUUGUGGAACUCCUGUGUUCGACACGCUGCUCUGGGAGAUAAUGUCCACAAAGCGAUGCACGGCGUUUUACAAUGCCUCUUACGCUGCGGCAUUAUAAACUUUGAGAAUGUGCAGUCUUUAGUCAAGCCUUGCUAUGAGAGAGCCAUGCCCGUGACAGAUUAUAGUGUGAAGACUCUAGCACACAUCAUUCAUGUCUUCUUUGCCAAAUACAACAACGCUAGUGAUAAGGAAAAGGCUUUCAGAUGGUUCGCUCAGGGCGAAGUCACAUGCACGGAUAUGACGAAUGUACAAGACUUUCUGUUGAGAUUGGUCUCUAACGAAAAUUUUGAUUUGGAAGCUGUAUCCGCCACACCAGCUACGCGUCAUGUCUUAUAUGAAACAUUAUUCGAUACUAUCGAUAAAUGCAUUCUGUUUAGUGAGUUCCAGCUAUCACUGGACGAUGGAACGGCCACCCAAACAUCUAUGAAAAGUGUUGAAAUAAACCGAGAUGCAGAAAGUCAAAUAAGGAAGUCUUUAGGAAGGAAAUUAAAUGAAAACUGUGGGCAACUUAAGCAGAAGCAAAUUAAGCUAAUAGAAUUUGCGCAGUUCGUAAAAGUGGUCCUGAACUAUUGUCAUUUGCUUAUAAAAUAUACAAAGAUGGACGCGAACAAUUUAAUCGAAACCGAUCUGUACAUCAACUUAAAAAAGUCGCUUAAGUUGCUGUUUUUGUGUUUAACCACAAACCUACAGAACUGCGCCGAUAGUACAGACGAUUUGAGACUUAUAGGUAUAGUACAAUCUAUACUGACUUCAGACUACGAAGCCGUUCUUAACUCUGAGAUACGCAUGGCUAUUGAAGCGGACUUCUUCCAGCCCGUUCACAAUGUGAUCAGCAGUACCAGCCCUAACGAUGACAGAGAUCAAGACAUGGAUGAUCUAGAAGACGACCUCCUCGACAUGAGAAGGCUCUGCAUCCACCUCCUAGCAGCGUACUGUAGACACGAUACUCGCUUCAGGCAAGACAUUCUCGAGCUGAUAAUGAACAAAGACUUGUACAAUUUUCGGCACAACGCCGAUAUAAAAUGUGCGUUGCAGUGCAUGACUAUGUUGGUGGAACAUUCCGUACAAAAUGCGCCUUACGAAUCCGUGCUGGGUCUGAUGUUUUCCAUGUGUCGAGAACUAUUUCGGAAUUCCGAAGUGACUGGAGGGUUGCUAAAGAUACUUCUACUGGUGUUAGACGGCGCGUGGCCUACAUUAUCUGCAGCCAUGAAACAAAACUGCCACAUCAUGGUCGACCGCUACCUAGCAAUAUGCAAGAACCUCUUCUACCCUCCAGAGGUGGCAGCUUUGAUUUACGAAUGUGCGGUCAAAAUUGAAGUCCUGGCAAAAAAAGAAGAUCCCACUUCUGAAAACAAGUACAAGGAGCGGUUGAUAGCGGGUACGACGGGGGACAUCAACUGUAUGAGGCUGUAUUGUUGCUACCUGCUGAAACAAAUAGCGUCGGACUAUGACUCCGCAGAUGUUCAGCUGCAUAUAGCUGGGGCACUGGAACUGUUUGUGAUUAAUGUUGCGGAUAAAAGUGAGCAGAUGCAAAAAGAUGAAUUAGCAAACAGGACACUGACAGUGCUACAUGGGUUUUAUGCGCUUGCGCAAUCCAAACCCUCACUCAUAAACAGCGUCAUAAAAGCAAUUUUAAAAGUACAAAAAGAAAAAACACUCGACGAAGCAUUAGUAAAAAAAGUUCUUAAUAAAAUAGUGAACGAUAUAUCUGGAACAGGGAUUAAUGCUUAUUUGAACAACAAUCUCCUUUCGAUCCUACAUUUUUGGUUUGCUGAAAAGUACAAAUUGGAUGAUUUGCCGAUAUACCUAUUCGGUUUCAAUGACAUGACCCAGUUCUUGGAGAAUAAUGUGAAAUGGGUGAUUCCCGCCGAGAUACUGUGGUGUAAACAAGGGAGCAUACACGAGAGCCAGGUCAUGCAGAAGCUGCAGCGCUCUUCGAACCUGACAGUACAAAACUACGUUGAGUCUUGUUUCUCAACCUUCAUUAUACUGGUGUUGCCAUACAUUGUUACCGACAAAUAUAAUCUUGAGUACGAAAAACAAGAAAAUCCCUUGGCGUACGCUCAAUCAGCCAAGAAUGCACAAAAAAUGUUUCGUGAAACAAACCAAAUAGUGGGAAGUAAGUUUGGGGAUUUAUUUUUUGAGAAAAUGGGUGAUUUGGUGUUGCUGUCUGCAUCUCAUUUGGCCGAUUUUGAAGAUGUGAACAAUAUGUACGAACUGAAAGUUCCAAAACCAACAGAAACUUUCUAUUACCCGAAAGCAGUUUAUUCUGCUGUGCUCAAAUAUUUUGGAGACGUAACAAAUGACGACAUCAUGAAGUUUCUAUGCGAGCAGCACCCCAUGGUGAUAUCGAAAAUAAUCCUCAAACUUUGGGGCAACGUGCUACAGGAAACGAUUCUCGAGCGCAAAUCUCUAGCUCUACACGCAUUCCUGACAUUCAUAGAAUGCCUCCGCUUUGGCUACAACGCCGAUCAUUUCGUGUGUAACUUCGCUUGCAACAGUUUGCUACACGGUAUUAAAGUGGCAACAAGUACAGUCGAGACGAGAGUGCUUUUGAAGUCUCUUCAUACGUUGCUGGUUCAGUUUCUGCCGGGCCAGAGCGAAUUGUUGCGUGAGACGAUGCCGCUGGCCGUGUCUGUACUGACGUGUAAGAAGGAGGAGGAGUUUGGUCCCGAGUGCCGCGCGACUCUGGAUCUGGUCCUGUCGGCGGACCACACUGACGGGACCAGCUUUGCCUCGCAGCGACAGCCGAAGAGGUGUUGCGGAAGUAACACCGAGUUUCUGGACACUUUGAAGACUUAUGUUACUAGCUUGGGCUGUCCCAGCUAUGAGGUGCUCUGCAAUCUACACCAGUUCCUGAAAGCAAACAAAGAGUACAUAUCAGAUUUGCGGACGUCAUUAAACUUCAAAGGUUUCUCUGAAGACUGCGACACGAGUUUGCUCCAUCAAAUAUUGAAGAGCCUUAUUGGGAUACUGACAUCAGCUUCCGACAAUAAGACCACAAUCAAAGUCUGCAACUGCAUAUCCGAGCUUGGAACCUUCGACCUCAAGACGCUAGUAAUGGCGGCGCCUCCAGACACCAAGACCGUGGUGGAUCUGAAGCCGGCGCAGUACUUCGCGAUCGUGGUGCUGAAGAGCCUGGCGCGGGUGCUGGUGGGCGAGGCGCCGGCUGUGGUCAGCAAGGUCAUGGGCACGCUGGCCAGGCUGCUCAAGUAUCGGGAGGGGAAGAUCGCUUUUGAUUUAGGCGAAGUGGACCAGCAAGUCUUGAGGCAGUUCUUAUCAUCAAAAAGUAACUACAUACAAGCAAAGUUCAGAGUGAACGAAGAUAAGUUCAACGCCUACAGCAGAACCGACUUCUGGCUGCCCACUGACAAUGAGAGCCAUAAGGAAUGGAUAUGCAGGAUCACUGUCACCCUUCUGAACAUUGUCACUUCUGGAGAAAACUACCUGGCUACCCUUGGAGUAGUCUGUAAGGCCAAGCCAAACCUCAGUCAAAACAUUCUUCCACCCCUGAUCGGAUUAUUGCUUUCCAUUUCAAAUGAUACUCAAAUAACGGUGGUCAGCAACCAAAUCAACAGCUUCCUAAACUUCUUCUGGGAUAAAACGUUCAACAACAGUUCGUCAGACAGCAAUGGCGGUGGCGGGAGUCGGCAUGAGAUCGACCACGACCAGAAGAUGAUCAUUCGCGAUGUCUUGGAAGUGGUCAACUUUGUGCGCUUGCAGAGAAUCCACUAUAACAAACGGCCAGACGACUUCGAAUCCCUAAACUACCUGAAGCUAGACUACGACAUGGCGUCGUGGGCCGCCGCGAUAUCUGACAACAGCCUGGCGGCGCUGUACUAUGGGGAGCUCUGGGCCCUGGCUCAGAAUGAGGGCGUCCCCCCGGGCGCGCCCGACGCCACCGCCGCGCUGCCUGGCGGGGAGAAUGUGCAGAGGAUCUUUAGAAAGUGUUACACGUCUAUCGGAGAAACAGACGCAAUAGACGGCUGCGGCAGUGGACACUUGACCAGUGAACUGGAGAAACGGAAGCAUCUAAUAAAUACGGGGCAGUAUACCGACGCGCUGUUGUUUCACGACAUCGCGCUUUCGCAUGGGACGGAUCAAGAUGACGUCACCCUUCAGUAUGGAGUGGUCAAGUCGCUUUACAAGUCCGGAAUGCAUCAUUUGGCAUUGCAAUAUAUUAAUUCGCUGCCAGAGAAUGAUAAGCUUGAUGAUGUGAAGUACGAAUGCUUAGCGUUCUUAGGAGACUGGAGCGUAUUCGUCGAUAGCAACGAAACAGAAAACAAACUGAACAAUCCGAACACAAACAUGAAUUCCCUUCUGAAAGAACUGCGGUACGCUUCCCUGAAAGACUGCCUCAACCUUCAGUUGCAGUCGCCAGACUUUGAAGACAAACUCAUUGUACCCCUGAACAGAGCUAAAAUGGCCGUCUCUAAGCUCUCACAGAAGUUGAACAUGGAUAACUGUCAGAGCGUGUACACAGUGGUGUCUCAACUUCAGAUGUUCAAUGAUUUAGAGGCAUAUCACUCGGUGCGAGGCAACAAGACUCCCAUGACAGAGUUGCUAAGGAGGUGGCAGGUGCAGAAACUAGCGCCCUUCCAAGACUUCAAGCAUGUAGAGACGCUGAUCUCGCAAAGAAGCAUCAUUCUGGAACAUGCUUCGAGGGCGUAUGCGAAUCUGUCAGACGACAUCGUUAACUUGCAGUUGAAGUACACAGAACUGGGCUUAUCAAAUGAGAGGAUCCAGCUAUCGCAGCGUCUGCUGGCGAUGGCUAAGCGAUGCAAGACUUCGGGCGAAGUGGCGCUGGUGGAAAGCCAGAUAUUUUGGGCGAAGGGACACAAGGAAAUAGCCCUGUCACUGCUGAGCAAUGUCACUAAUAGCCAAGAACAGAAUGUGAAACUUACGGCCACUGCUUUAAGACAAUACGGCUUGUGGAUGGCAGAGUCUAAACGUGAGAACGCCAGAGACAUAAUAGACAAGUACUUGCAGCGAAGCCUGCAGGUGUUGGGCGCGGGUGAGGACGCUGACAUCAGACUGAAGGUCUACUCCGACAUUGCUAAGUUCGCUGACACUGAAUAUAAACAGGUUGUUACUUACAUGAAGUCGCCUAAGUUUGAAAAUAAGGUCAAAUGUAUGGAGAAUAUGAAAGGCACCGCUAGCUGUUUAAGAAGCACACAACAGUCCUUGACGAAAGAUGAAAGAAAGGCAAUGGUGACUAACGAAAAAUUGAGUCUUUUGGAUGAAGCUGAAAUACACAGCACGAUCGCUGAAAAGAAGAGGUUCUUGGAACUGGCCAUGAAAUACUACCUGCUAUCACUAAAGCAAUCCGAAGACAACAACCUAUCCGUGUUCCGGAUCAUCUCCCUCUGGCUGGAGAACCAGGACUUGGAGUUCGACGACCGCGACGGGGGCUCCUUCGAGAGCCUUCUGCGAUCAGUUCCUUCGAGAAAGUACGUGGCCGUACUGCCUCAGCUCGCGCCGAGGCUGACGAAUUAUGAGGACGCGUUCAGCAAGAACUUGAAUGAGAUUAUUUUGCGUUGCUCCAAAGACCACCCUCACCACACCCUCCCCAUACUCUUCGGGCUCAAGAACUCUGACAAAGACCACGUGAUCCUCAACGCGAGCGCGGGGGCGGCGGGGGCGGGGGCGGCGGUGGCGGGGCGCGCGCGCGGGGGGAGCGACGAGCCCCGGGUGGUGGCCGCCGCGGCGCUGCUGAGGCAAGUCAGCCAGGCUGAUAAUGAGUUGAAGAGUGUUAUAGCGCAAAUGGAGCGCAUGUGUGAUGCCAUCAUAAGCUUUGCCAACUACACAUCGAAGGCGAAGGAACAGAGACAGGCGGUGCCGAAAUCAGAACCUCUAUCCAAACUGAAGGAUCUCAGCGACAUUCCAAUACCGACCAUCAACCUACCGAUUAGAAAAGACUGCAAGUACACAGACUUCCCUGCGAUUGUUUCAUUCGACAAUAAGUUCGACCUCGUGGGCGGCAUCAACUGUCCAAAGAAGAUGACUUGCAAGGGAUCAGAUGGUCGAGAGAGGACUAUAUUGAUAAAGGGAGAAGACGAUCUGCGGCAGGACGCGGUGAUGCAGCAGGUGUUCAGCAUCGUCAACACGCUGCUCGAGAUCAACCCCGUCACCGCGCGAAACAAGCUGCUGAUUCGCACGUAUAAGGUGGUGCCGCUGUCGCGUCGCUCGGGCGUGCUAGAAUGGUGUGAGGGCACCGUGCCGCUCGGCCUGUACCUAGCCGGGACCCACUCCGCGCCCGGCGCACACCGACUGUACCGACCCAAGGAUAUAUCCCCUAACAUGGCCCGCUCCAAGAUGACAGCCUGCCACACCUCGGGCCGGUCCAACUCAGUUAAACUGGCGACGUUCCAGAGCAUUCUGCGCGAGUUCCGCCCCGUGUUCCACUACUUCUUCACGGAGCACUACCACGACCCCGUCGCGUGGUAUGAGCGACGCCUGGCUUAUACUAAAAGUGUAGCGACAUCAUCCAUGGUUGGCUACAUAAUGGGGCUUGGCGAUAGACAUGUUCAAAACAUAUUAGUGGACAAAAGAACUGCAGAAGUCAUCCACAUAGAUUUUGGAAUUGCAUUUGACCAAGGAAAAGCUCUGCCGACCCCAGAGACCAUUCCGUUCCGACUGACACAAGAUAUCAUCGCGGGCUUCGGAUGCAGCGGCGUUGAAGGGGUUUUCAGGAGAUGCUGCGAGAAGACGAUGCAAGUGCUGCGCGACAACCACGAGGCUCUGCUCACGAUCCUGGAGGUCUUACUGUGUGACCCGCUCUACUGCUGGUCCAUCACGCCCGCGCAGGCCAACCGCAAGCAAAACGUGCUCGCGAGUGGUGACACCACGCUCACUGUGCAAGCGAGCAGCGGCCUGGCGGAGCGCGCGUUGCUAGCCGUGGCCAGCAAGCUGAGCGGCACAGAGGGCGGCGUGGCGGGCGGCGUGGCGGUCCCCGGGCAGGUGGCACGGCUGGUGCACGCCGCCACCGACCCCGCCAACCUGUCGCGGCUGUUCCCCGGCUGGCAACCCUAUUUGUAGAGUUAAUUUGCG
Molecule: messenger RNA, 8564 nt
Organism: Plutella xylostella (diamondback moth)
Lineage: Eukaryota; Metazoa; Arthropoda; Insecta; Lepidoptera; Plutellidae
Source: RefSeq, a predicted model, not a curated record